This is a messenger RNA of Saccostrea cuccullata (small rock oyster), 1999 nucleotides long. Its product is annotated as guanine nucleotide-binding protein-like 1. The record is from RefSeq and is a predicted model, not a curated record. NCBI's taxonomy places the organism in Eukaryota, Metazoa, Mollusca, Bivalvia, Ostreida, Ostreidae. The transcript has 13 exons. The coding region runs from base 95 to 1789 and encodes 564 amino acids. Gene Ontology annotation, molecular function: GTPase activity; GTP binding.
GACAAGCACUCCAACUUCCUGUUAUAUGUUUACAUCAACUAUUCACAGAGGGAGGUACCAUUUCUUUGCUUAGAAAAGUGUUUUCUUAAACUUAAUGCCUCGCAAAAAGCCGUUUAGUUCAAAGCAAAAGAAACUCCAGUUGCAAGAAAAGCGUAGACGAAAGAAAAGGGAGGAUGACAGCAGUGAUGAUAGUGAAAAAGACCAUUCAGCCAGCAAAGAUACAUCUAGGUUAGAGGUCAACAAACAACCUGUAAAUAUCGGGACUGAGAAAUAUGAUCCUAACAGAUACAGACUUCAUUUUUUCAAAGAAAGUAGAGAUGAAAUAAAUGCAAGAAAAUUGCGGGCAAAGAAGGAACCAAUUAAACCUAAGAAAGAGGCAGAUUUGGAAGUUGAUUUUGAGAGUGUCUACAGACCAGGGUCGGUUUUAGAUAUUCCUAAGAGACCACCAUGGGAUUACUCCAUGUCAAAAGCACAGCUAGAGGCCAGGGAAGAAAAGUAUUUCCAGAAAUAUAUCCAUGGAAUUAUGGAGGAACACUCCCCUAAAGAGCUGAGUUAUUUUGAAAUGAACUUGGAGACCUGGCGACAGCUUUGGAGGGUGCUGGAGAUCUCAGAUGUUCUUCUCCUUAUUGUAGAUGUUAGAACUCCAGUCUUACACUUCUCCCCUGCGUUAUACAGUCAUGUCACACAAACUCUGAGGAAGUCUAUGAUACUGGUUAUCAACAAAAUAGACCUCGCUCCAAGGGCAUUAACUGUGGCUUGGAAACACUAUCUCAAGACUAAAUUCCCAGAACUCAAAAUUGUCCUGUUUAGUUCUAACCCAUCAGAGGCAGCUUUUGCUAAAGGUGGUGAGCUACAGCAACAAAGGAGAGUUUUUAAAAGGGGAAGAAUCAACAGAUAUACAGACUCAGUAGGACCACUGCAACUUCUCAGAGUUUGCCAAGAAAUUGUUGGAAAUAAAGUUGACUUGUCAAGCUGGGAGGAAAAAAUUCAUGCAUAUGCAGACCAAGAAGAGGAUGUCGUGGACGAGUCUCCUCCAUCAGAAGAAAAAGAGGGUCAUGAGAUGUUUAAGGGGGGCGUUCUAACUAUAGGUUGUGUAGGAUAUCCUAAUGUUGGAAAAUCUUCCCUUUUGAAUGGAUUGGUGGGCAGGAAGGUUGUGAGUGUUUCUAAGACCCCGGGCCACACCAAACAUUUCCAGACAAUCCUCCUGACACCUACAGUCAAGCUCUGUGACUGUCCAGGGCUAGUCUUCCCAUCUCUGGUAGAUAAAUCAUUGCAGAUUAUUGCUGGAAUUUUUCCAAUUGCUCAAGUUAGGGAGCCAUAUUCUGUGAUUGGAUUCUUGGGAGAAAGAAUUAAUUUGCCAAAGCUGCUGAAUUUGAAACAUCCAGAUAUCGAAGAUGGAGAUGAGUGGACCGCCUUUGAUGUUUGCGAAGCUUGGGCCUUGAAGAAAGGGUUUUUAACAGCCAAGGCAGCCCGACCAGAUGCCUACAGGGCUGUAUCAUUUCAAAGGAUGGCUCUGGUGUACACAUGCCUUUGUUUGAGGCCUCCGGGCUACACUGCUGACCAGGAAUUAUGGAUCCACCACCAGGAAACUAAGCAGUUGUCAGAGGAACUAAGUAAAUUUGAGGUCAGGGAUGAAGAAGAAAGUGAAGGGGAGAGCACUGAUGAAGAAAUUCAGCAAGCUGAAGUUUUUGAAAAGGGAGAUAACUCUUCCGAGAGUGAGGAAGAAUCUGAGGAGGGGGGCCUAAUGUCAGGGACAAACCCCUUUGCUGCCCUGGCAGGGGAUAACUAGUCAUUGAUACAUUGAUUCCAUUUAUAAUCAGUGUUUUACAUGUAUUCAAAUCAGGUUUCCAAUUUAUUGAAUGGUUUGAUAAUUUUUGAAAUGUGAGUAGUACUACUAGUAUCUACAGAAUUUAUGCAAUGUACCGGUAUAGUAAAACAUUGAAGUUUAUUGCUGUUUUUGAAUAAAGGGAUACAAUGUACAUGUAUAUGAUUAUGUUAA